UAUUUUAUCAUCAUUGGGUACUCUUACAUCACUUAAGACUUUGAUUCUUAGUGGUAUGCCUGAUACAAUGGCAGGUUCCUUCCCUAUCCAAGAAUUAAAUAAUUUGAUAAAUUUGGAAGUAUUGGAUUUGCGUUACAAUCAAUUCAACGGCUCCCUUUUAAGCCUCUCAAAAGGAUUAUGCAAAUUCAAAAGUCUCGUUGAGUUGGGUCUCGGAGGAAAUCAAUUUUCUGGCCCUCUUCCGGAAUGUAUUGGCAACUUGACCAACCUCCAAGUUCUUGAUCUGUCAUUCAAUCAGUUGAGUGGCAACUUUCAAUCUGUUGUUUCUAAACUCACAUCCCUCAAGUAUUUGCUACUUUCUGGUAAUGAGUUUGAAGGCUUAUUCUCAUUUAGCGCUUUGGCUAACCACUCUAAGCUUGAAGUAUUUCUACUCUCUUCGGGAAGUAGGAGGUUAGAAUUGGAAACAGAACAUCCUACAUGGUUUCCUACAUUUCAACUCAAGUACAUUGACUUGUCGAAUUGCAACUUAAAUGUGAGAACUAGAGCAAUUCCUAGCUUUCUUCUCUACCAAAAUGACAUACGCUUCAUUGAUCUCUCUCACAAUAUGCUGUUUGGGACGUUCCCCUCUUGGAUCUUACGAAAUAACUCCAAGUUACAAGUUAUGAAUUUGAUGAACAACUCAUUUACGGGAACUUUUCAUCUACCAAAUUACAAGCAUGAUUUGCUUAAGUUUGAUAUUUCGAGCAACAACAUCACUGGUGUGCUGCCUAAGGAGUUUGGUUUGGUCCUCUCAAAUCUACUCUAUAUAAACAUGUCAAGAAAUAAUUUCAACGGUAAUGUUCCUUCUUCAAUUAGUGAGAUACAAGAACUAUAUGUUCUGGAUUUAUCCCAUAAUAAAUUCUCAGGAGAGUUGCCAGGAAGUCUGUUUGCAAAUUGUACCAUUGAUUGUACACUGAUUCUGUCAAACAAUAAUCUUCAGGGGAACAUUUUUCCUCAAAAUAUGAACUUGAGAAGCUUGACGACAUUGGAUAUGAAAAACAACAACUUCAGUGCGAUGAUAGGCGUAGACUUCUUGGACAGAUCCUCCUUAUCUUUUUUGGACAUAUCCAAUAAUAAGGUAUCAGGUCCAUUUCCGAGACAACUAUGUAAUAUGAGUAGUCUUGAAUUUUUAGACCUCUCAGAAAAUAGGUUAUAUGGGCCUAUGCCUUCUUGCUUCAAUGCUUCAUCAUUGCGCUUCUUGUUUUUACAAAAGAACAGUCUAAAUGGAUCCAUACCCCAUGUGCUUCUUAGAAGUCCUAAUUUAGUGGCACUUGAUCUGACAGAUAAUAGUUUUUUUGGACAUAUUCCAUCUUGGAUCAGUCAGCUCUCCCAAUUGCGUGUGCUUUUAUUGGGAGGUAAUGAAUUGCAUGGCAGUAUUCCUAAUCAGUUGUGUGAAUCAAGAAAUGUGAGUAUCAUGGAUCUUUCAAGUAAUUUACUUUCAGGUUCCAUACCUUCGUGCUUUAAUAACAUAUCUUUUGGGAAUAAUAUAUCAUUUAGAAUGACGGGAGUCGAUUAUUUUUACCCUAUGAACGAAAGAUAUGAAGUCGUUUGUGCUCCAAGAGAUAGCAGUAUUGACUUGAAUCUGCCUUGUUUAUAUUGGAAUUCUUUAGAAGAUGUGGAAGUGGAAUUUGCAAUGAAAUAUAGAUACAACUCUUACAGGGGUGAUAUUAUCAACUUGAUGGCAGGAAUAGAUUUAUCAUGCAAUGAGUUAAGUGGUAGAAUUCCUCAAGAAAUGGGAGACCUGCAUGGAAUUCGGUCAUUGAAUUUGUCUAACAAUCACUUAAUAGGAUCUAUACCAGUCAGUUUUUCAAAUUUAAGGACUUUAGAGAGCCUAGAUCUUGGCAACAACAAUUUGAAUGGUGAAAUUCCUAGUGAACUAGUUAUGUUGAAUUUUUUAGAAAUCUUCAAUGUUUCAUACAACAAUUUGUCAGGUAGAGUUCUUGAUAAAGAGCAAUUUGGGACUUUUGAUGAAAAUAGUUACAAAGGUAACCCCGGCCUUUGCGGACCACUCAUUCAUCGGAGCUGCAGUACUGAUGAAACUCCACCACCAUCACCAUCUAUUGAUGUAGAAGAGGAAGAUGAAGGUGGUAUUGAUAUGGUGUGGUUCUAUUGGAGUUUCUGUGCAUCCUAUGUCACAAUUCUAUUGGUGUUGGUAGCAAUCCUCUGCAUCAACAAGCAUUGGUGCAUGUUAUGGUUUAACUUGAUUGAUAUUUGUAUUAAUUCAAUUUCGAUUUGGCUCAACCAAUAAUAUGUCUAGUGUCUAUGCAAAAAUGUAAGCUUUUGCUAGUGCUUGAAGAACAUGAGAGCUCCAUUGAUACGAAUAUUAUUGGUAUGGGUUAGUCAUUGUAAUAAUUGAAAUUUGAAGCCAAAACAUCAACAUUAUUUUAAUGUGCUCUUUAAAUUUACUUUUAUAUUUUUAUUAUAUUAA
This is a messenger RNA of Hevea brasiliensis (rubber tree), 2464 nucleotides long. RefSeq names its product receptor-like protein 56. The transcript is spliced from 3 exons. The record is from RefSeq and is a predicted model, not a curated record. Lineage: Eukaryota; Viridiplantae; Streptophyta; Magnoliopsida; Malpighiales; Euphorbiaceae. Gene Ontology annotation, molecular function: protein binding. The coding region runs from base 56 to 2284 and encodes 742 amino acids.